UAGUGUAUACAUAAUUCGUGACAAGUGUCCAUCAAUUGAAAAUGAAAUCAAUGUAUAUUACAAUUAUCUGUAUCACAAUUGUUGUGAUAUCGCCACAAGUUUAUGCAAAUGAAAUAUUUUCAAGACUACAAAAUUCAAACACCGAUCAGUUUUUUGUGACGAAAGCUGAGGUCAGUUCCGAUGGCGAGCUUAUGCACAAAGUGUCCAAAGAGUUAGGAAAAGUGUCGGACGAUGUCCAACAUUUUAUUGAGAGUACUUUACGUGUGGCUAAAGCACUGUUAAGAGAUUGGUUACUGAAAAAUGACGAUGAUACCGGUGCUACACGGGAAGUGUCUGAUGACCAAUAAUACUAUAUUAUUAUAUAAACUUUUGCCUUAUUUUUAUUUAAAUAUU
Molecule: messenger RNA, 393 nt
Organism: Oppia nitens
Lineage: Eukaryota; Metazoa; Arthropoda; Arachnida; Sarcoptiformes; Oppiidae
Exons: 3
Coding region: 42-347 (101 amino acids)
Source: RefSeq, a predicted model, not a curated record